AUGUUGCAAGCUGAGAGUUUACUGGGCCCUGCGCAAAUUGGCAUCAUGAAUGCGCUUCGCACAGGCAACACAUUUCUGGAUUUCGCUUUUUGCCUAAUUGUGCCGAUUGUAUUCUCUGCAUUCGCGACGGCAGAAAACAAAUACGGCCCUGUCUACGAUGUGGAUCAAAAUAAUCAUAUUCUGCACAAGGCUAUACUGGAGUAUAACACCCAUACUUGUGACUUGUGCUUCUCUGGGGGUCACUUCCGCUUGGUCUGCAAUGCUAAAACGGUGGAACAGGCUUAUGGAUGGGGUAACGAGGACGAUGGGUCGGUGCUUCAACAGUUGCACUCUUUCGAUAUUAUCGCAGAGCCACCGCCCAACGAGUCUGUGGAUGUGGGGAAGCAGACAACGUCCGACUACAUUCUCACCGCACAUGAUCAGGAUGCCAGGCAACGUGUCGAUGAGCAUGUACAGCACGCUUACCAGCGGUAUAUGGACUAUGUGGCAGCGCAGAGAGAUGUUGCGAGGUACACUAAUGACAAAACGUUCAACUCAAUGUUUUUCCCUCAGAAGGCUGCACUGCUCCGGUUGCUGGAUCAUUUCAAGCAUCAUACGGGAAAGUUCUCGAUUCCAUCAUACCCAAAUAAGAUAACACUUCUUCUGCAUGGCUCUCCCGGCACUGGCAAAACAAGUCUCAUUAAGGCACUUGCGCAACAUACAGAACGUCAUAUUGUCAGUAUCCCGCUGGCUAGGAUCAAAACUAACCAAGAUCUCAUGGAUGUGGUUUUUGAUCAGUGUUAUCAAAUUCAGGGCAACGACUUGACGAUGAGGCUCAAGUUUGAAAGGGUCGUUUACGUGAUGGAGGAUAUUGAUUGUGCGAGCAAGGGUGUCUUUGCUCGUGAUUCAACGAUAACGGACACUCUCACUGGGACUUCAGAUGGCAGUCUUCUACCCAAUGAUAUGGUUGCUCCAAGCACAGUACUGGAGAAACACAACACACAUGGCACGUUGACGCAAGACAUGUUGGAUAAAAGGAAAGCGAGUAAAGGGUCCUCGCUUGGUGUGGCUGGAGACGAUGAUCUGGACCUAGCUGGUCUUCUGAAUGUGUAG
Molecule: messenger RNA, 1092 nt
Organism: Sphaeroforma arctica JP610
Lineage: Eukaryota; Ichthyosporea; Ichthyophonida
Exons: 4
Coding region: 1-1092 (363 amino acids)
Molecular function (GO): ATP hydrolysis activity; ATP binding
Source: RefSeq, a predicted model, not a curated record